This is a messenger RNA of Phoenix dactylifera (date palm), 1472 nucleotides long. Its product is annotated as thioredoxin reductase NTRB-like. Gene Ontology annotation, cellular component: cytoplasm. The record is from RefSeq and is a predicted model, not a curated record. Gene Ontology annotation, biological process: removal of superoxide radicals. Gene Ontology annotation, molecular function: thioredoxin-disulfide reductase (NADPH) activity. NCBI's taxonomy places the organism in Eukaryota, Viridiplantae, Streptophyta, Magnoliopsida, Arecales, Arecaceae.
GAAAAAGAAAAAGAAAAAGAACAGGCGCGCAAAACCUCCCCGAGAAAUCCUUCCACGAGCCUCCGCUCCAAGCCCGCCCCGUCGCCGCCGCCGCCGCCCGUUCUCCACUCAACGCUUUCUCGACCUCCUCUAUGGGCGAGACCGCCGCCGCCCCCACGUCCCUCCGCACCCGCCUCUGCAUCAUCGGAAGCGGCCCCGCCGCCCACACGGCAGCGAUCUACGCUGCCCGCGCCGAGCUCAAGCCCAUCAUGUUCGAGGGCUGGAUGGCCAACGACAUAGCCGCCGGCGGCCAGCUCACCACCACCACAGACGUCGAGAAUUUCCCCGGUUUUCCCGAGGGCAUCCUCGGCUUCGAGCUCAUGGACUGCUGCCGCGCCCAAUCCCUCCGCUUUGGCACCCACAUCCUCUCCGAGACCGUCACCUCCGUCGACCUCGCCGCACGCCCCUUCUGCGUCCGCUCCUCCGCCACCGCCGUCGAGGCCGAUGCCCUUGUCGUCGCCACCGGCGCCGUCGCCCGCCGCCUCCACUUCCCCGGCGCCGACGAGUUCUGGAACCGCGGCAUCUCCGCCUGCGCCGUCUGCGACGGCGCUGCGCCCAUCUUCCGGAACCGCCCCAUCGCGGUCGUCGGCGGCGGCGACUCCGCCAUGGAGGAGGCCAACUUCCUCACCAAGUACGGAUCUAGGGUUUACAUCGUGCACCGUCGGGACACCUUCAGGGCGUCCAAGAUCAUGCAGGCGAGGGCGCUCGGGAAUCCGAAGAUCGAGGUUGUGUGGAACUCGGAGGUGGUGGAGGCGUACGGGCAGGGGGAGAAUGGGCCCCUGGGGGGGCUCAAGAUGAGGAACGUGGUCACUGGCGAUAUCUCGGAUCUCAAGGUCAACGGGCUCUUCUUCGCCAUUGGGCACGAACCCGCCACCAAGUUUCUCGGGGGGCAGCUGGAGCUGGACUCCGAUGGGUAUAUCGUGACGAAGCCUGGGAGCACACAGACGAGCGUGAAGGGAGUGUUUGCUUCCGGAGAUGUGCAGGACAAGAAGUAUCGGCAGGCGAUUACGGCUGCUGGUUCAGGAUGCAUGGCGGCUUUGGAUGCUGAACACUACCUGCAGGAGAUCGGAGCUCAGGAGGGAAAGACUGAUUGACUGUCUUUAGAUGAUGUUGCCAACCAUCCAGAGAUGAUACCUGCAGCGACGAAGGCUAGUCUUUUUAAGUUGCGCAGCAGUUACCUCCAGAUUUAUCGCUUCAGUUGUUACUAGGUCCUAGUAAUGGAAGAUGAACCGAGCAUCUGUUUCAAUCUUUAUUUAAAUGAUUUGAUUAAGCAUCUUUCUAUUUCCUCGGUGCCGAGAAAUUUAGGAAAUUUAUUUUACUGUGAGCGCAGGUCCUUGUAUCUUUCAAAAACUAUUUUUCAUGAUGAUAGAUACACUGCAUAAACUUCAUGAAUUGCAUGCUUAAAUUCCAAGCACCGGUUAUUUCUGGGUUGA